AUGACAUCAACUGGCAAAGAAGGCAGCGGAGCUCAACACGCGCAAUAUGUUGGACCCUACCGCUUGGAGAAAACGCUGGGCAAAGGACAGACAGGACUUGUGAAGUUGGGAGUUCAUUGUGUAACAUGUCAAAAGGUCGCUAUAAAAAUUGUCAACAGGGAGAAGCUCAGUGAAUCGGUGCUAAUGAAGGUGGAACGGGAAAUAGCCAUCUUGAAGUUGAUAGAACAUCCCCAUGUUUUAAAGCUGCACGACGUUUAUGAAAAUAAAAAAUAUUUAUAUUUGGUGCUAGAACACGUGUCAGGAGGAGAGCUGUUUGAUUAUCUGGUAAAGAAAGGAAGAUUAACACCAAAAGAAGCCAGAAAGUUCUUCCGACAGAUUAUUUCCGCGUUAGACUUUUGUCAUAGUCAUUCAAUCUGCCACAGGGAUUUAAAACCAGAAAAUCUACUACUGGAUGAAAAGAACAAUAUCCGAAUAGCAGACUUUGGGAUGGCAUCAUUGCAAGUUGGGGACAGUUUACUUGAAACAAGCUGUGGAUCGCCACAUUACGCCUGCCCAGAAGUAAUCCGGGGAGAAAAAUACGAUGGGAGAAAAGCGGAUGUUUGGAGCUGUGGAGUCAUUUUGUUUGCCUUGUUAGUGCUAGAACACAUUCAGAAGCAUAUAUGGUAUAUAGGGGGUAAGAAUGAGCCAGAACCAGAACAACCAAUUCCUCGAAAAGUCCAGAUUCGGUCCCUCCCUUCCUUGGAAGACAUCGAUCCUGAUGUUCUAGAUAGCAUGCACUCUUUAGGUUGCUUCCGGGAUAGAAACAAACUUUUACAGGACCUGCUGUCAGAAGAGGAAAAUCAGGAAAAAAUGAUUUAUUUUCUACUCCUUGAUCGGAAAGAGAGAUAUCCCAGUCAUGAAGAUGAGGAUCUUCCUCCUAGAAAUGAAAUAGACCCUCCCAGAAAACGUGUGGACUCUCCAAUGCUGAACAGACAUGGCAAGCGGAGACCGGAGAGGAAGUCCAUGGAGGUUCUAAGCGUGACAGAUGGAGGGUCCCCGGUUCCUGCCCGCAGAGCAAUUGAAAUGGCACAGCAUGGACAGAGUAAAACAAUGUUCAGUAAAAGCCUGGAUAUCUGUGAAGCCAAUCCCACAUUCAGCAAAGAAGAAAGGAUGACGAGUGCUGACACCUUGGGGUCUCGUUCAAUCAGUGGAGCUUCCUCUGGCCUGUCCACCAGCCCUCUCAGUAGUCCAAGGCCUCUCAGAAAAUUUUUCAUCCCCCCUCAGAUUCCUGAUCUCCCCGUCACUCCCCGCCCCCAACCCUCCCUGGACUCUGAUGCUUGUAGGAACACUUCCAGACCUGGACAUGUUCUGCAACCAAAGCCAGCACUUCAACCCAACCCAAGGACACAAACUUUGCCUUCCAAGAACAAAUUGGCUGAAAAACCACUUCAGUCUACCAAAUCUAACCCACUCCCUUCUAAUAAUAUUAUUGUCCCUCCAUCCCAGAAUAACCCUGCACAAAAUACUCAGGGUCAUCCACCUGUUUCUGGGUGUAACCCACAACUGGUUGUUUCUACGGUGCCGACCAACCCUAUGUCUCCGAUUAGGUUGCUCCCUUCCAGUACUGACCCAAGCACCAAAUCUAUCCCCAUCAUACAGGUUACCCCUCACCCCUCUCCAAGGGGCAGUCCCCUCCCUACCCCCAAGGGGACACCUGUUCAUACGCCAAAGGAGAGCCCAGCAGGCACACCUAACCCUACGCCGCCAUCCAGCCCCAGCAUUGGAGGAAUGCCCUGGAGAACACGGCUCAACUCAAUCAAGAACAGCUUUCUGGGAUCGCCUCGCUUUCAUCGCAGGAAAUUGCAAGUACCUACGCCAGAAGAGAUGUCCAAUUUAACUCCAGAAUCUUCCCCAGAGCUUGCCAAAAAAUCCUGGUUUGGUAAUUUUAUCAACCUAGAGAAAGAAGAACAGAUCUUCGUGGUUAUUAAGGACAAACCAUUGAGUUCUAUCAAGGCUGAUAUAGUACAUGCAUUUCUGUCGAUUCCCAGUCUCAGUCAUAGCGUCAUCUCCCAAACAAGCUUCCGGGCAGAGUACAAGUCCACUGGAGGCCCUGCUGUCUUCCAGAAGCCAGUGAAGUUCCAGGUAGACAUUACAUACACAGAAGGUGGGGAGGCCCAGAAAGAGAAUGGGAUCUACUCCGUCACUUUUACACUUUUAUCAGGUCCAAGCCGGCGCUUUAAGAGAGUAGUAGAAACCAUUCAGGCACAAUUGUUAAGCACACAUGACCAGCCAUCAGUGCAACAAUUAUCAGACACCACUAACUGUAUGGAGUUGAUGACUGGGAGACUUUCUAAAUGUGGCAGCCCAUUGAGUAACUUCUUUGACGUAAUUAAACAACUUUUUUCAGACGAGAAGAACGGGCAGGUGAGCCAUCCCCCCGGCACGCCAACCAAGCAUAGCACAAACAGCAAGCGGAGCGAUUCCGAUAAAAAUGACUAUGGGUCUAGAGGAGACACUAAGUUCCCCGCUGGCAAAGAGAAGGCAAAGAUGGCCUCAUCACUCGGCUUACAAGACCAACCUUAA
Notechis scutatus (mainland tiger snake) is the source of this 2562-nucleotide messenger RNA. The record is from RefSeq and is a predicted model, not a curated record. NCBI's taxonomy places the organism in Eukaryota, Metazoa, Chordata, Lepidosauria, Squamata, Elapidae.